Pocillopora meandrina is the source of this 6788-nucleotide messenger RNA. NCBI's taxonomy places the organism in Eukaryota, Metazoa, Cnidaria, Anthozoa, Scleractinia, Pocilloporidae. The record is from the annotation of a GenBank genome assembly.
UAAAAGCAUUUCCUGUUUGUCCAUAUGAAACCCAUUUAGCAUGAAAUCGCAAGUGCAGUGAGAGUACAGACGGUCAGACAUUAGAAUGACCAUGAAAAUUGUUUUGUGGAUGCUAGUGAUUUUAGUUUCCUUACAUUCAAUAUCAUCGCAUGGCUCGGCGAGAUAUUUAAAGGAAAUUGUCCUCGGUAGAUGCUGGGACUUUCAACGGCAAAAGACGUCCGAGGUCACCCCCAAGAACUGUUCGAAAUUAUGGGAAACAUUUCACAAUGCAUUCGCCUUCAAGGACCCGUGUGCAACGAAUUUCUCUGAUUAUGAACCUUUCUUUGAUGAAGUUGGAAUGGACAUUGUUAAAAGGGAUAAGGUAAGAUGGAUAAGAGACACGCUCCCAAACCGCAAUUACGAAAAUCUGACUGCUGACUUAAUUUCAUCACUAACUAACUUCAUUCGAUUCAGUUGGAUGAUUCGGACAAGUUGGCGCACAGUGUUACUGUUUACCUAAAUUAAUCAGGAACAUUGAUGGAGAACUUAACAACUUAAAACUUGAAUUCUCACUAACAAUCCGCCAUUAUAGUGAAUUUGUGUAAGAGAACAGGCAAAGAUAGUUUGUAUUCUCAAGUCGAAAACAGUGGGAGACCUUUUUCCUGGAUCGAGGGAAAAAGCAACUCAUAACAUCAUUAGCAGCUUUUUUUUUUUUUUAGUUACCAUGUCUACCUAUUUAUCUCUCAAAUAUUUCGAUUCGACAUCGACAGGUGAUCGUUUGACGCGAUGAAUAUUUUAAUUAAGAACUGAGUUUCAUUUUUCCGCAUUCAAAGCGUGGCCGUUAAUGCAACGUAACUGAAAGCUCCAAGUGACAUACGUGCCGCUAGUGGACUGCGUGACAUUAUAUGCUAAUUAGUAAAGAACUGAAACCUUGCACGCUUCUAUGGUGUUUAUCGCAUAUAAAUAAGUUAACUUUUAGCCCAAUAAAUUGGCAAUUGGUGAUGGCUACAGCAGCAUAUACAUCUUUUAUGAAAUUACUAGUUAUUUUGUGCAUAAUGCGAUGGUUCUUCUUUUCUUCACUUUGUUGCUGCGUCAACAAGGAUAUUUCGCACGCGCUAAACACCAAGGCUGCAAUAUUCGAUGGCCUCUGAGUUUGUUUACAAGUAGAUACAGUGCACAAAAGUCGGUAAGAUAGAAUGGUUCCCUACAGUUUAAUGAAAGGCAAAGACUGAAUGAAAAUUAGAAGUAACUGUCAAGCAUCGACAUACUUUUACUUCCUUCGCUUUAGAGUGUAAACAAUGAUAAUAAAAUCAUUAACUCUAUCAGUAAGGGAAUCAACAGUAACUUCAAAUAAGGUCAUAAGGAACACUCUUCCUAAUUUGUCUUUCACCGAUGUUUUCCUAUUAGAGUCUCUUUUGGUCAGGAACAUACAAAGAAGCUCACGAAUACUCGGACUUUAACUCCAGGCUGACUACAUUAGAAGACACAAUGGCAGGGUAAGUAAGCUCAGAUGUUAGUGUAUUUACCGUCAGAGUCUCUUAAGCCCCACAGUACAAAGUCCUUUCCUUUUUCGUGUUACGUCCAUUUUCUGUUUCUCCCCUUCCCCCGCCCCAACCUCUCCAGAAAGAAGCUUCCGUAGAGAUUUCCUGGUACCCAAUCAUACUCAAACAACCACGCACAAGCAGAAUAUAAUUUUUCAGUUUGGCGGUAUUACACAUGCGCAGUCAUUAUUUGCUUAAUAAGCAGUUUUUGUUGGUCCCUUGGCAGGGUUUUAGCCAAUGAAAAAGGAGGAAGAUAUGUGAAUAAUGACUUUCUGCUACAUGUACUAAAUUACUAUAACAGGGAGAAGAAAUUAUGUGUGUUGAGUAAGGUGAAAUUGUUUUAGUUUUGCGAUAAGUAAAAUAAGUAAUGGUUUACAUUAAAAACUUAAUUGUUUAAUUAGUUCUCAUCUAACACCUCUGGACAGCGUCUGUAAUCUAAAUAGGUUAUAGAGUGAUUUGUUUUUUCAUGGCAUGACAAACUUCCAUACUCAGAAUUAAAGAAAUGAUUAUGAAAAUAUAAAUCCGUUGCACUCGUCAUUAACUAUUCCGUAUUUAGAGAGAUAAAGAAAAAAUCUCUUAGUUCCUUGAAAAAAUAUGACAGAAAAGUCAUUGUUUAAGUCUCUUGUUGGCUUAGAAUCAAUUAACAUUUAUUUGAAACCUUUUUGUUUUGCAAACAGAUGGAUAAUGAAUGGCUUAACUUGGUGUGGUUCAAAAAAUAAAUCAUCUGAUGGUAUUAACUACGAUUCCUGUCCAAAUUGCAGUCACUUCAAAGCAUUUUGGGGCUUAGCUUCAAGAAGAGUAAGCUUUGUUUGGUUUUCCGACAUUUUUCGUAUGAGCGCUGUAUAUAUGUGAGAUGACGUAGAUCGACUAACUGGAAAUUCCCGAAUAACACAUUUUAAAAGUUUAAAACCUAUUCGAGUUUGUUUAUGUGGCCAUUCAUGGUGAGUUUGCUUUUGCGGCCGCCUAUUUAUCAGGCCCACAUUCGCUCUUUACACCUUAACAUCAUGAUCAGCUGGUUAAUUCUCCAUACUACUCUUUAUACGCUUCUUAUGCUACAAACAAGGAGAACUUGCGUGAUAAUCGAGAAUUACUUGACCUCGCGAAGUCAUUUCCUUUAUUCUCAUGACCUUAACGUUUAUUCAGGGAGUGAUACUGUUGGGAGAAAUUAGAUGCUCGUCACUCUCUGGGGUUGAAGGGUUAAGCUACCCCCUUAUUAUUUUAAAAAAUAGGAUCAUUGGAUAAUGCAAUUCAAAAUAAUCUCAGUCAGUCAGUCAGUACAUCCAGCUACCAUUGCUUUUAUGCGUCAUGUAAAUCCAAGCUGAUGUCCUCUUGUUAUUAUUCAAUGUACUAGUUUGCAGAGAAAGCCAGUGGAAUCUCUCAUGUCUUGGUCAACGGAUCGCGGUUAAUAAACGGGACACCAGCUGCUUACUCAAGAACGAAGUAAACUGUUUCCUUUUUAAUGAAGGGUCUGACAUUUCUUUCAAAAAUUCCCUUUCAUGCAUGAUAUCAUGAGUUUGAAAAAUAAAAAAAUAUAGAAGAUAAAUGCGAGGCGUCACGGUGUAGCUCUCUCGGCCUCCGUUUGUUAGGAUACGUCAUUUUAAGAUUAAUCCUCAGUUUUCUACGCAAACGUAUCAGUUCCUUCCGUCCUCUCAAGAUAAAUGUUUUCUUUUUCUUUAAUUGUUAAAUAUUUAAUUUCCUUUUAAAUCGUUGUACGAUGGUUCAAUCCUUUUUUUUGUUUUUGUUUCAGUUUCUUUGGAAGUAUGGAACUUCCAAACCUUAACAAAAGCAAUGUCAUUGAGCUGAAAAUUCUAGUGGUCCAUAACAUCGGUGGUCCCAUUUUGUAAGUUGAUUUUCAAUUAUCUACUUUCAUGUGCGCUUCAUGACAGUUUUACCGGAACUCAUUACUAAAUUGGACUUUGUACAAAAAAGCUAUUGUUAGGAUUGUAGAUAAAAGUUUUCACGGGCCUUCAUCUAAUGAUAGAUUCGCUUUUCCGCCUUUCAGUGUUAUCCAAACUAACAUGAUGAGAAAUCUCUCCCAAGUGGUUUCCCCCUGCGGUGAACCUUUCCCUUAGAUUUCACUUAACCUAAGGGGUAGUAUCGUUUCAGCCCCCCUAUUUAAUUUCCCAGUGAUAAUCAAAGAUGUAACCGAUUCAGUGUUAUUAGGGUGUCUGGGCGGGAGAUGGGACUUAGGGAACUAAGGACAGAUCUAGGAAAUUCUGACUGAGGGGGAAAAUCCAAACGUUGAUCCAGAAGACAAAAAGGGCUUUUUCUCUGUAUUUGCUCUACUCUAAUACCUAAAUAAACUUAGUAACUUUCAGUAAACUUUUUAUGUGUUUCAAGCUAAGAAGAAUUUGUAAGAAUUUCGGUGUCAGUCCCCCGAAACCUCAGCCUUUCCACUGGAUCUGCUCCUGGGUAUUUUGUCUGGUUCUAGUGCAGCCUCCUCGUAGCGUUUUUAGCAUAGACAAAGACAUUCCAGUCAUUCUAUUCGUGAAUCAGCUCUUUGAUUUUUCUUUUUGUUUUAAUAUGUGAAAUUGAACUGUUAGCCAGACAUGAUUUAACAAUUAGCUUUUUACAAAAAUUAUUAAUUAGGAUAGAUAAUAUCUUUUAUCUGACAAAUAACACAGGGAGGUUUGUGGCAAUGGCUCGAUCAAAGAGAUGGAGGAGGAUGCUAACAAAAGAGGCAUAAAAACGACUUGCCUCGAUGACCCGGCGUAAGUAUAUCCUCCUAAAUGGAACAGAGUAAAACGGGUGUGGUUCUAAAGUGGCAUGACCUAAUUCUCAGUUUUUGUCUAAUUCCCAGUCGAAUUCUCAUGAGAUAGCGAUACCGAUUCUAUGAAACCCAGCACUCAUUGCGACUUUUUAGGCUCCAGUGGAGAAAAGCUUUAUAAAAAUUUCAAAAGGAUGGCAAAACUCCUACAUUUCAUCAUUAUUAGAUUAAGCGGUAAAUUAUUACGGUGGCUACAUAACAGAUGACCCGGAGUAAGUAUAACUUUAAAAUGGAGUGAAAUGGGUGUGGUCCUCAAGGGGGGAAGGUAUACCUCUCAUUUUAGGCCAUUGUCUUUCUAAUUCCAAGUAUCCUUCUCACAUGAUAGCACUUCCAACUCCAAGAAAACCGGUGCUCCUCAAAAGAAGAGCUUUAUAAAAUUUCAAAACCGUAACAAAGCUACAUCUCCAGAAUUUAUGACCGAUAACAGAGUUUUUGUAGCAAAAGACAACUGAGUUACCGCGUUUUUAUCUAUCUGUAUAGUUGGGGCCAAGAAAAGAUUCUCUCCUGUUGAGGCACAACAAGCGAAUAAUUAAAAAGGACUACUUCAAUAGAUCAAAAUUGGGCUUAAAAACCGGUUUUUUUUAAAGUUCUUGUAACAUUGCUCUAACUCCUUUGUUUGUCGUGGUAUUACCAUCAAAAGGAACCUUAAGCAGUCCAUAUAGCAACGCCGAGGAAGACGUGGGCUUAAAAAAAUGAUCUAUAUUGUUAGUUAAGUUGCAAAAAUAGCUAGACAUGUUUGCCGCCUCUUUCAGCGCCACACCUUAACCUCAGCAUAACGUAUUUGGGCAGCGUUGAGCUCCAAAUCCAAACUUAAAUAAUUUGCCGUUGGGGUUUCCCUUUCCACACCAUGCAAGCUCCGAUGAUUUCACGUUGUUGUUUUGCAGAGGACGGUUUGCUUAAGUUCGUUAUAUGGUGACCAUUAAUGACGCAUAUGUAAUUAAUUCUCUUACAUCGUGUGCCUCCUAAGGAAGGAGCAUUGUGAAUAACUUUAGAGGAAUGCGCAAUUUUCAUGGUUAACGUUUUCAUGUUUCGUCUUUAAGGCAAAUUCAACAUCUGCUGUGCGCUGAUUUCCCAGAAUCUCGCGUGUGCCGGUUCCUUCGUAGUGCAACAAGGAGUGUAACAAAGGCCGUGAGUUGUGGGUGAGUUGACUUCAUCUGUUUCCAUUAUUUUCAGUGAGAACAUCGACAAUCAAACCUUAGAAGUAGUGGUAAACGACGCCAUCCCAUUCCAUUUAUUAAGACAGGUUUCGUUCCUCUUACUUAAGGUGUUUUCUUUCAUUCUCUAGUUUCCUCGUCCUUUUUCUCAUCACCGAGAAUAGCAGCAUAUGAUACAAAUAGUUCUAAAACAAACAAGCAAACUAACAAGUGAGGACGCGCUGCCCUUGAAAACUUUUUCUCUAAUAAAGGGAGAGAAGAUACAGCGUUGAUCUCAGGAAGAAAAAAAUUAUCGAGGAAUUUGUGAAACAUCGACGAAAAAAAGUUUAAAGUCAGUUCCCCCCUUCCCCUCUACCCUUUUCCCCCCUCCCCCUUCCAUUUCUCCCUUCCCUCCUUUCACUAACCUCCCUUCCCUUUCCUCCUUCCUACCCCUUUUCCUCCCCCUUCCCCUUCCCCUUCCUUUUUCCCCCCCUUCCAUUUCUCCUUUCCCUCUUCCCCUUUCCCCUUUCCUUCCCCUCCCUAUUCCCCUUCCCUCUUCCUUUUCCUCUUCCCCCUUCCAUUUCUCCUUUUCCCUUUCCUGUCCCCCCCUCCCUAUUCCCCUUCCCCUCCUCCUUUUUCCUCCUCCCCCCUUCCAUUUCUCCCUUUCCCCUCUUCUCUUUUCCUCCUUUACCCUUUCCCGUCCCCUUCCCCGUUACUCCUCCCGCCUUCCCUCCCCUCCUAAUACCCUCCACAACGCCUCGAGUUUGAGCAAUCCACCCAUAUCCUGUCCAUCCUAUUUUAUAACCUACCGAUAUAAUUGUAAGGAACUACUAAAUUUAUUUUAUCAUCCUCUUGACUGCUUUAGAUCUUGGAAGCUGGUAGCUAUUCUGAUGAUAUCGAUUACUGGAGCUGUUCUUCUGGUUGCAAUAAUUGGAGUAAUUUAUGUCAGCAGUAAAAAGAAAAAAAACCCCAUUUCAUUUAAAUACAGACAACAUAUACAGGAAUAAACUGUAAAACAUCUAAAGGUCUUCCUUUGAAACUCAGCAAACGCUGAACAUUUUGAUUUGAUUCUGACAGGUCAGUUGUGUAGUAAACUAUCAACGUCAAGUUCAAAAUGCGCAAACAAUCCCCAAACUACCAAAAUUAUCACCGUUGUCAUUUGCGGUUUAGUUUCCGACACCAAGAAUUUACCUUGAAACACAUAUCACUUAAAAAAAUAUUUGGUGUCCACAGCUGUCUGAGUCUCACAGUACUUUUUGAUUUGAUUGUAAUUCCUAUGGAAAUUGAUGAAAUAUACUUGUGCUUAAAAAGUUGAUGUGGAGCUUUGAGUCUUAUGCAUGAUUAUAAAAAAAAGUUACACCAAUCACC